This is a messenger RNA of Telopea speciosissima, 1021 nucleotides long. RefSeq names its product NEDD8-specific protease 1. Bases 141 to 851 code for a protein of 236 amino acids. Gene Ontology annotation, biological process: proteolysis. The transcript has 3 exons. NCBI's taxonomy places the organism in Eukaryota, Viridiplantae, Streptophyta, Magnoliopsida, Proteales, Proteaceae. The record is from RefSeq and is a predicted model, not a curated record. Gene Ontology annotation, molecular function: deNEDDylase activity; cysteine-type peptidase activity.
UGGGUACUUUCCCUUCUCAUCAUCGUUCCAAUCUCAUUCCCCAGCUCUCUGAGAUUCUCAAACCCCAGUCUGAAACAUUUUCAGUUCCCUCCACUAGUAACUCAAAGACGAGGGAGGAAAGAAGACGAAGAUUAAAUUUAAUGUUCUUGAAACUGACUUGUCACAUGAGUUCAUUGAAAGACAAUGAGAAGAUCCUUAAUUACAAUGAUGUUAUACUGAGGAGAUCAGAUUUAGAUAUUCUAAGUGGUCCACAUUUCCUCAAUGACCGCAUUAUAGAGUUAUAUUUCAGCUAUCUGGCUUCUUGCUAUCACUCCAAAGACAUCUUACUUGUUCCACCUUCAAUCUCCUUUUGGCUUACAAACUGUCCAGAACUUGAGAGCCUUAAAGAUUUCACUGAACCUCUCAAGCUUCCUGAUAAGAAGCUCAUUAUAUUGGUUGUCAAUAAUAAUGAUGAAGUGACCAUGGCUGAAGGUGGGACUCAUUGGUCCCUACUUGCAUAUGAGAGAUCUACAAACACUUUUGUGCAUCAUGAUAGCAUCGCUGGAUCCAAUAGCUUACAUGCCAAGAGGCUACGGAAAGCUUUGCUUGGGUUUAUAGGUUCCUCUUGUUCAGAAACUGAUGGUCGCUAUUUGGAAUACACUGAUACACCACAACAAACGAAUGGUUAUGAUUGUGGUUUGUAUGUUUUAGCCAUUGCAAAAGUGAUAUGCCAUUGGCAUGAAAGUGCUGGGUCCAAAGACAAUGUUGCAUUGUGGUUUUCUACUUUGAAGGAGCAGGUUGUUCCAUCAGCAGUGGCCAAGAUGCGGAAUGAGAUUUUGAGCCUCAUUAAAGAUCUGAUGUUGAAGAACUGAAGUCUGAUAACUUUAGGGAAGGAUUGAAAAUAGUUUGUGUAGUGUGUGCGUCGCGAGGAAAAUUUACUGGUUUAGAGGAAAAAUAUUUAUAGAAUACAUGUUCAGCCUUGUAUGGAUGAUAGCAACACUUCAAGUUCACUUGGUUUUAAACUUCUAACAAUCGUUUGUAG